AUGGCCACCUCCCAGCCCCCAACCAAAGACCUCACAGCCUUAGCCACGCAGAUCCUCGAACUAAGCAAAAGCUACGACCCGGCCGCGAAACAAACCAACCUGGAGCGGGAAAUCGUAACGAAAGCCCGCGAACUCAUCGCCGCCGUGCAAACACCUCGGGACUACAUGACCACUGUCCUGCGCUCAAUAAUGGAAAGCUCCGCCUUCCGCGCCCUGCUCUCCCUCGGCGCCAUCCAGGCCAUCCCCCCAACAGACCCUAUCACGCUCGCAGACCUAGAAAGCAAAACAGGCGCCCAGGCCUCGCUUCUCAAACGCCUCUUCCGCCCCGUCGUGCAAGGCGGCAUCAUCACUCUCCACCCCGACGGCACCUACUCCCACACGCCCAUGUCCGCCGUGUACGCCCGGGACGAAGGCGACGUCGCCUCGCUGUACAACUACAUGUUCGACGAAGCGAUGGUGCAAACGGGAUUCGCGGAGUACUUCCAGCAGCGCGGGGCGCGCGAGCCCGACGGCGAGCUAGCGACGACGCAUAAUCCGCGCACCUGGCAUGCGCGGCAGGAGGGCAAGACGGUGUUUGAAAUCCUCGAGCAGGACCCGGAGCACCUGCGCGCCUUUCAGAAGUUGAUGGUCAUGGCGACGCGGUUCAGGCCGUAUACUGGCUUCUAUGAUUUUGGGAAGUUGGUUGGCGAGGAGGGGAGGACGGUGAUUGUCGAUGUGGGCGGGGCGGAUGGCACGACGGUCGCGAAGAUUCUCGAGGCGCAUCCGGAUAUUAAACCGGAGCAGUGUGUGGUGCAAGAUCGCGAGCAGGUGAUUGAGCUGGCGAAGAAGAACGAAGGGCUGCAGAAGGGAGUGCGCCUCCAAGCGCAUGACUUCUUCCUCCCGCAGCCCGUCAAGGGAGCAAAAGCAUACCACCUGCGAGCCAUCUGCCAUGAUUGGAGUGACACCAUGGUCGUCAAGAUCCUAAAGCAUCUCGCUGACGCGGCGGCGAAGGACUCGAAGGUGCUGAUUGCGGAUGUCGUCAUGCCUGAAGGACCGCUCGGGGGAAUGGCGGCGUUCAUGGACUUGGGCAUGCUUUGUAUUGGUGGCAAGGAACGCACAAAGCAGAACUUUGAGGAAGUGCUUGGGGCUGCGGGAUGGGAGUUGGAUGCCAUCUAUCCGUCGGGGUAUGAGUCGGGCUUCUCGAUUGUCGAGGCCAGCCUGAAGUGA
Messenger RNA from Neohortaea acidophila, 1206 nucleotides. Its product is annotated as catechol O-methyltransferase. Gene Ontology annotation, molecular function: O-methyltransferase activity. Bases 1 to 1206 code for a protein of 401 amino acids. The record is from RefSeq and is a predicted model, not a curated record. The transcript has a single exon. NCBI's taxonomy places the organism in Eukaryota, Fungi, Ascomycota, Dothideomycetes, Mycosphaerellales, Teratosphaeriaceae.